UUAUUAUUUACUUCCCACUUACGAACUAUGGCAAAAAGUACAAAACAAGAUGAAAAGGGAAAGAACAGCCAUGAAAUGGGUUCUGCCAAACUUUUUGUGGCUGCAAUUGAUUUUGGGACGACCUAUUCUGGGUAUGCAUUUUCAGCACGAAAUUCUCCCGAAACCAUGUACACGUGCGAAUGGAGAAAUAAUAAUUUACUGUCCAGGAAAGCUCCGACGUCCGUUCUUAUUGACGAGGACAACCAGUUUGUAGCAUUUGGGUUUGAUGCAGAGAACAAAUUUAUGGGUAGUCUCGAGGAUGACUCGGAUUCGGAUUCGGAUUCAGAUGACAGUGACAAAAAGAAAAGCAAGGAAGUAUUUCGUUAUUUUAGCCGGUUUAAGAUGGAACUACACGAUAAGGCAGUAAACUUGAAAACUUUUAUCAAAGACCAAAAUGGUGAAGAAAUGAAGGCAAUAGAUAUUUUUGCUUUUGCAAUUAAAUAUUUAAAGGAUCAAGCAAUUGGAAAGCUAAUCACAAGUUUGAAAAAAGUGGAAACAAAAGAUAUCCACUAUGUUCUUACUGUCCCAGCUAUAUGGGAUGACAAGUCAAAAAUAUUCAUGCGGAAAGCAGCAGAACAGGCGGGGAUACAAAGCAAAGAUUUGAUAAUAGCUUUAGAACCAGAAGCAGCCUCCAUAUAUUGCCAGGAACUUAGAACUAAUAUUGAUAAAAAGACAGAUAAAACAUUUUCAGAAACAAUUAAAAAAGGAACAAAAUAUGUGGUGAUCGAUCUUGGCGGUGGUACUGCAGACAUAACCGUACAUGAACGUAAGUUUGAUGGUUCCCUGGAAGAGGUGCUCCCACCUAGUGGAGGAGACUGGGGUGGAACAGCUGUUGACAGAGCUUAUCUAGAAUUUGUCAACUCGGUAUUCACUAAGAAAGUUAUAAGCGAGCUUCAUUCAAAUCAACUUGAAGACUACACAAUUCUUUUUCAUGAGUUUGAAGUGAAAAAAAGAACAAUUACUACAGAAUAUAUUACUGAUAUUAUUAUUACAUUACCUGUAUCUUUAAUAGAAAUUACACGGAAACAUUGCACGUCAGUGCCCGAUGCCAUUCAGAAGUCUAUUUAUAAGGAAUCAGUUUCAUGCAAGGGACAGAAACUUUCUGUAAAACCGGAGGCAUUUCGGAAGCUAUUCAAGUCAACAAUAGAUUCAAUAAUAAAACAUGUUGAUAAACUGCUCAAACACCCAAACCUUUCCGACCUUCAUCAUAUUAUAAUGGUUGGUGGGUUUUCCGAAUGUGAGCUUGUCCAAACGGCAAUGAGACAGAAGUUUCCAAGUAAGAAAAUUAUUAUUCCUGACGAGGCUGGAUUGGCUGUCCUAAGAGGUGCUGUUUUAUUCGGACACCAACCAAAGAUUAUUGGAAAGCGAAUAUUGAGGAAAACUUACGGAAUACAAAGCUGGCCGGAAUGGGACGCUGAACUACAUCCGGAAACCAAAAAAGUGCGAAUUGAUGGAGUUGAUCGCUGCAAAGAUGUAUUUUAUAAAUUUGCUGUCAAAGGGGAAAAAGUAGAAGACGGUCAUUCCUCGGGACAAAUUUUUCAGGCGUUAAAAACCGACGAAAAGACUCUAGAGUGCACAGUAUACAUUUCAGAUGACACUAAUCCCCGAUAUGUCACUGAUCCUAGUUGUCAACGCCUCGGUAAUCUCAUAGUCCCAAUACCUCCCCUCAAAAAGGGGGAGACUCUUGAAAUUGAAGAAACAAUGUUUUUUGGUGGAACUGAACUAUUAUUCAGAGCAAAGAAUAUGCGAAGUGGUGAUAUUUGUGAAAUUCAAUUUGAAUUGAUUUAGUGAACUAUUAAAAAGUAAACAAUUGUUUACAAAACAAAAGCCAGUAGUCAUCUUUCACAAUUAAUAUUGUCACAAAUAUAACAAAAGCUAUCUUUAAAAAAGAUAUCCGACGUAGUUACCAAUUGUUUUGUGAAUAUUCCAAUUAUAUUUAAAUAAGUGAUUUACCA
Molecule: messenger RNA, 1994 nt
Organism: Mytilus trossulus (common blue mussel)
Lineage: Eukaryota; Metazoa; Mollusca; Bivalvia; Mytilida; Mytilidae
Product: heat shock 70 kDa protein 12A-like
Exons: 5
Coding region: 28-1827 (599 amino acids)
Molecular function (GO): ATP-dependent protein folding chaperone; ATP binding
Source: RefSeq, a predicted model, not a curated record